AUGAUGGGAAUCUCCAUGUUCCUACCCUUCUCUGCUGGUGAGAGAGAUCAGAUUCUCUGUACAUCCUCCCACCCUCUGAGGCACAUUCUACUGUGGACAACUCUGCUAUUCCUGGUUCCUGUUGCUGGAACAUCUGAUGUUCCAAAGGCAGUGGUGAAUAUUGAGCCUCCAUGGAUCAAUGUGUUACGAGAGGACUACGUGACUCUGAAGUGUCAUGGGGCUCAUGCCACUGGAGACUACUCCACCCAGUGGUUCCACAAAGGGAACCCCAUUCCAACUCAGGUGCAGUCCAGCUACAGAUUUAAGGCCACCAUGAACCACAGUGGAGAAUACAGGUGCCAGACAGACCAGUCCAGCCUCAGCGACCCUGUGCAGUUGGGCGUGUUUUCAGAAUGGCUGCUGCUCCAGACCCCUCACCUGACAUUUCAGGAGGGGGAGCCCAUUGUGCUGAGGUGCCACUACUGGAUGAACCAGCCUCUGUACAAAGUCACAUUCUACCAGGAUGGAAAGGCGAAGAAGUAUUUUCAUACAAAUUCCAACUUCUCUAUUCCGCAAGCAAAUGUCAGUCACAGUGGAGCUUAUCACUGCUCAGGAAUAGUCCGGAAUCGAUACGUCUCAAAGCCUGUGACCAUCACUGUCCUAAGGUCUAAUAAGGUGAGCUCUUCACUGGAGGUGAUGGUUGCAGCUGUUGUGUCUGGGAUUGUUGUCUUGGCCAUUGUUGUUGCUAUAGUAACCUGGUUCUACCUCCGGCAAAAGCGAACUUCAGCCAAUUUCACUGAUGCUGAUGAAGCUGCCAAAGCUGAGGCUGAGAAGACAAUCACCUAUUCACUUCUAACGCACCCAGAUGGCCAGGAGGAAGAAACAGGGCCCACAGAUUAUGAGAAGAGUGCUUAG
Molecule: messenger RNA, 894 nt
Organism: Chrysochloris asiatica (Cape golden mole)
Lineage: Eukaryota; Metazoa; Chordata; Mammalia; Afrosoricida; Chrysochloridae
Product: low affinity immunoglobulin gamma Fc region receptor II-like
Exons: 7
Coding region: 1-894 (297 amino acids)
Biological process (GO): cell surface receptor signaling pathway
Molecular function (GO): transmembrane signaling receptor activity
Source: RefSeq, a predicted model, not a curated record